ACAUGCGUGUAAGGAAUUUGAGUGUUUAGCUGCGAUCAUUGCGGCGGCGACGCUUUGACCGCGGGUUUUUGUGUGUGCUAAGCUAGCAGGCUAUCCACUGGAGCUAGGUAGCUGUUAUUGUUUUUUUUUUUUUUUUUUUUUUUUUUUUUAAUCACGGCAAGCUAAAAUGGAGGAGCUAAAAUGGAGGUUGCUUCACUGCCACUCCCGGGUCCUUGAACCUCUGCACACUCCGGCUAAAUCGUUGCUAACGUGAGAAGGUUUUUCCUGGAUCAAAUUGAGGCAGGAGUGGUAGUUUCCGUUCAUUCGCACAGGUGCGUAUGCUUAUUUUGAUGUAUUUUAUUGUACUUUCGACGUUUUAUUUUUCAAAGAAAACCCUGGAAAAAGACUGUUUCCAAAACGACAGGGUGUGAUGCAUAUUUAAGAUACAGGACCAGGAGAUUGCGAAUGACGUCCACCGUAAAGGGUUUGUAAUUCCCUGUUCACGCAGAUUUUCCCCCCCAUUUCAUUUAUUUCAGGUAGCGGUAAACAUAAGCAAGGCAACCAAAACACAAUAUUCCAAUCAAAUUUAUGACCGAGCCUGAAAAGGAGAAGGUAGAAGAGAAUUUUGUGUGUGUGUGUGUGGAACUGCAGAUUCUUCUAUUAGACGAUGCCAUGGCCUAACUAAAUGAAGCUGCUCUGCACACUUCAGCAUAGUGCCCUGGCCCCAAGAUGGCCGUAAAGGGUCUGUGCAUCCGUUUUCUUGUACAUCUUACCUCACUUGAGUCACAUGUGAGCUGGAGCCUACCCUGUUGACUUUGGGUAAGAGGCAAGAACCAUCCUGGACACAUUCAGACGUUCUUGGUUACAAAAGACAAUUGUUACUUGAUUGAACCUGGUAAAAAUAAGCAGAGGUAGAUACUUCUAAACUUUAUACGUGAGUGGAAUAAACUUGGUUUGUGUGCACUUUGCAGGGGGCAGCUAGCCACGUUCACACCAUGAACAGUCGCCAUGAGCAUGAGAGCCUCCCCAGGCCCGCAUCUGGGAUCCAAGGCAAACGCUAACGCCAUAGGUGGGACGUUGUCUUUGUUUCCCGUGAGCCUCAGGAGGGAGUCACGUGACUCGCCCUCGGAUGCUCCAGGCGAUUUCCGCUGGGCCGGAAAGAUCCCGAGCAGGUCCAAGCGCUCGGAACAGACUUACAUGAGCGGCAACGUCUCGGAAGUCGUCGAAGUAGAUCGGGCCGCCGCUCUGGGGGUUCUGUCCCCUGUCAGACAAAUGGGGGGUGAGGGAACCCCGGUGAAAGGCAAACCCCUCUCCAUGGACAGCAUGGAAAACCCUCAGAUGGCGCCGAACAACAACACGCCCAAGGAUGCCGAUGGCGUUCUCGGCGCCGCGUCAAUCGAAGUGUCGUCCGAGGGCAAGUGGAAGAACCUUCGGAAGAGCCCGGCCAACCCUCACACGCAGGCCAACUGUUUGCGGCAGAUCCUGCUGCUGCAGCUGGACCUCAUCGAGCAACAGCAGCAGCAGCUGCAGUCCAAGGACAAAGAGAUCGAUGAUCUCAAAGCAGACAAGGAGACGCUUCUGGCACGUAUUGAGCGCAUGGAACGCCGCCUGCAGCUCACCAAAAAGGACCCGCCACGUGACAAGCGCCUCUUCCAGCCGCUGGAGCCUUGGACCCCCGACAAGGAGGACAUGUGGGACCUAGAAGUAGAGGAGAGCCCUCAGCCCAAUCCAUCUACCCUGCUACCCUUAAGUCGAGGCAGCAAAGGGCAAAAGAGAAAAUCCUGCUUUGGGGACUCCAAACUCCAGAAGUCUCGUGGCAAAAGCGCCAAGCUGAGUCCCCACAAGCCGGAGAGUCAACCGGCGUCUCCGUCUCAGCGCGAGCUGCGCAGCAAGGAGACGCCGGAGAGGAGCGCUCCGGCCAGGGGAAAAGAAGAGGAGGCGGCGGAGUUGAGCUGCCAGAUGGACGACCUCCCCUUCCUGUCCACCACGGAGAUGUACUUGUGCUGCUGGAACCAACCUCCCGUGUCGCCGCUGCGCGAUACUUCUCCCAAGAAGGAGGAAGAGGAGGAGGUGGCCAAUGCAUCCAGCACACACUCCAUGAUGAACUUCCUUUUCCCGUCUUCGUGCCGACUCUCAGUUCCGUCAUGGCGGGAAAAUGUCAUCGAGCCGUUGGGUGAGGAUUUAAGCUUUGACGCACAGGAGCCGCUGGACGACGGUGUGUUUCUCAAACGCCACGCCAAGCUGGAACUGGAUGAGAAGAGGAGGAAGAGGUGGGACAUCCAACGGAUCCGAGAGCAGCGCAUGUUCCAGCGCCUGCAGCAGCGCAUGAACAGGAAGAAGAUCAUACUGGAGACUGAGCCUGAACUUUCAUCAUUCUAUCCAGAAACUGAAGACGUCGAAGCGAUUAUGAUCACACCCUUCUUGCCAGUGGUUGCGUUUGGUCGGCCGUUGCCCAAACUUACACAAGAGAAUUUUGAGCUGCCUUGGCUGGAUGAGCGCAGCCGCUGCCGCAUCGAGGUGCCCAAGAAACAUACUCCUCACCGGACCUGUCGCAAGUGAAUGUCGCCGAGUGGGAGACGCCGCCAUUUAGUUCGAUACGGUCAAGUCACCAAUUGUGUAACUGCUGUUGCUUUUCUUUGCGGAAGAGAAAGACAUGUCAAACAUAUCACUCAUCACGCGGCGUGACGUGGUAGCUGCGUUCCCAUCUUCGAAUACCUUCACUGUUACUGCACUCAGCUGACACCGAUUAAAAAAAGAAAAAUACGGUUUGCGUCAGAGCUCCUUGGACACCUUUACAUUUUGCGACUGCUUUAGGAAAGAAAUGUUCCAACUUUACUGUGGUGCUGUGUAUCUGUCGCUCAACCAUCCAUCUAUGGAGCAUUGCACUCUUCACACACAGUGAAGGUCUGUUGAGGAAAAAAAAAAAGCCUGAAUCUGUUUUCUCUGUUGGGGGAAGAAAAAAAACUAGACGGGUCCUAAUGUUGGCUUGAACCUGAAUGUUCUGUUUCCUCAGUUUAGUUUUUACUUUUACACUACUCACAAAAAGUAAGGGAAAGUGGGCUUUCGGUUCCACUUCUAUGCCCCUUUGUGACUUCUGUGCAAAAAGUUCUGAGACACCUUCAAUCAAAAGUUUAUAGAGUUCAUAAAUGAAGUGCACGUGUACAGGUUAAGUUCCAACCUGAAAUUUCACCCCCAAAUCCCUUUUUUUGUGAGUCGUUAACAUGUGAAUUGCAUGGGUUCCAUUUUGCUGUAAAAGACAUCGGAAACAACGGUAGCAUGGCUUAACCCCUCGAUGGAUCUUAUCUGCUCUUAAGCAAAAUAAAAAGGAUGCAAGCAUGACUUUUGGCUGCAAAGUGUCCAGAGUGUCGGAAAAUAUUGACACGCACACAAAUAGUGAAUGUGUAUACAUUGACCUCUUCCAGGAGCAGGAAGCCAACAUCGGGGAAUCCAUUUUCGACGGAAACGUUCCUAGCUUGUAGUUCUAACGACAUGCUGCCAUUCUCUCCCCUCCGCAGUUUCUCUCCCCUCCGCAGUAAAUUUGAUUUGGUUUGUUUUCCUUCACGAGGCAACAGCUUCAACCGCUAUACUGUAACAAGUGGAAUAGAUGUUGGCUAGGUCCGGAAGCUUCGUCUGUACAUAGCUUUCACAGUGUACAUAAAACAUGGCUGUUAUUUUUUUAUUAUUUAAUGUUGGAACGUGUUGUGUACAUUCAAAAUUCAAUGAUUGUUGACAAAUUGAAAGUUGCAUUUUCUUUUUGGAAUAAAAUAACCAUUUCUCUCU
This is a messenger RNA of Hippocampus comes (tiger tail seahorse), 3759 nucleotides long. RefSeq names its product MSL complex subunit 1b (gene msl1b). Lineage: Eukaryota; Metazoa; Chordata; Actinopteri; Syngnathiformes; Syngnathidae. Gene Ontology annotation, molecular function: chromatin binding. The coding region runs from base 988 to 2538 and encodes 516 amino acids. The record is from RefSeq and is a predicted model, not a curated record. Gene Ontology annotation, cellular component: MSL complex. The transcript is spliced from 9 exons.